Molecule: messenger RNA, 1580 nt
Organism: Oreochromis aureus
Lineage: Eukaryota; Metazoa; Chordata; Actinopteri; Cichliformes; Cichlidae
Gene: nkx6-3
Product: NK6 homeobox 3
Exons: 3
Coding region: 367-1224 (285 amino acids)
Biological process (GO): regulation of transcription by RNA polymerase II; cell differentiation
Cellular component (GO): nucleus
Molecular function (GO): RNA polymerase II cis-regulatory region sequence-specific DNA binding; DNA-binding transcription factor activity, RNA polymerase II-specific
Source: RefSeq, a predicted model, not a curated record
UAUGAUUUCUGAGGAGGGAGCCAGCGGGAGGCAUAUGUCUUUCGGAGAACACUAAAAUCUGUGUCCAGAGGACUCGCAGGAGACUUCAGAUAUGGAGCUAUCACAUGCCAAGCUGUGGAUAAGAAGAAAUCAAAUGUGCGAGUGAAGUUUAUUCUUCUGAUGUGGUAGCAACUUUGACAAAGAGAUCAGAGACUUUGCUGCUCAUGCUCCUAAUUGUUUGACUAUCUGGAGACGGAGGGUGUGGUACCAAACUCCGACCUCAUCUGCUGGUGAGAGAGCUCCUUCUUUGGACACCAAAUUUCUUUUUCUACUUGGAUCUCAUUGGAUGUGUUGCUAAGACCUGGAGGCAGAGUUACCACACUUCCCAUGGAUCCAAACAUCCAGGGGUCUUUCCUGUUUAACAACAGCCUCAACCAGUUCCCCUCAGACAUCAAGGCACCAGUGUGCCAGUACUCAAUGCCCAACUCCUUCUACAAGCUCAGCCCGGGCCUGAACAGCCAGCUGCAGCCAGGGACACCUCAUGGCAUCAGUGACAUCCUGAGCCGCUCCAUGGUCGGGGUGGGCUCCUCGGGCACCACCACCCUGCUGCCCGGAUACUCCAGCAUGGGGGGGUUCGGCCCCUCUGUCACCAGCACGUCCAUGUACUACAAUCGAGACUACAAUUCCUCACUGGGCGGCUUCUCCAAACCCGGCGCCGAGUGCCCGAUGAAGAGUCGCAGCGUAAACUGCUGGGCAGAAAGCAGCUGUGAGUGGAGAGGAGGGAGGCAGCAGUGCACCAACAGUGAGUCUAAAUACUGCAGAGCGGGCUCAGCAUCAGCAGCAGGCAGUGGUCCUCUUGGGGAGAUGUCCAGCAGGAAAAAACACACCAGACCGACGUUUAGUGGACAUCAGAUCUUUGCUCUGGAGAAAACUUUUGAGCAGACAAAGUAUUUGGCAGGGCCAGAGAGAGCGAGACUGGCGUAUUCUCUGGGAAUGACUGAAUCACAAGUCAAGGUUUGGUUUCAGAACCGGCGCACCAAGUGGAGGAAGAAGAGCGCCUCUGAGCCCAGCUCCACACAGACCAACCACUCGGGGCCGGCCGGAGAGGCCUCGGAGAAUGAGGUGGAGGACGAGGAGUACAACAAGCCUCUAGACCCCGACUCUGACGACGAUAAGAUCCGAUUGCUGCUGCGCAAACACCGCAGGGCUUUCUCCGUCCUUCGCCUCGGGCCGCACCACAUCUGAUGCACUUCCUGCAGACUAUAGGCUACACAAGCACAGACACACACACACACGUACAGGCAUAAAAACUCUCUCAGCACAUAUGCAUGCUGUAAUAAAUUUCAAACUAGUUUGCAAUACAACGUUUAAUUGCUGAGCUGUUACGCAUGAUCGGAAUAGGCCCGACAAAAGAACAUUAAACGGUCCAACUGACGCAGAGGCUUUAAAAAGUUACUGUAAAAAAAAAUCUAUAUCUCUGGCUUGUUACACUGUUACUUGUGUCACAGAAAGUAACCUUAAGUUAUUCCUGCACUCCAAUUUUGAACAGCUGGGUCGUUUUCAGUUAUGCGUAUUUCAAAAUAAAGCUCUUCUAAAUCCUU